AUGACGAGUAAGGGCAGGUUUUUGGGGACGGGCGAGGUCAUGUCGGACGAGGCGAAGGCGGCAGCGGGGCUCCAGGACUCGUACGCUUUCGGAAUGAUCCCGUGGCGCGUGGCCGGCGCCGGGUACGGCCUGAUCUUCCACACGACCGUCAACCUGCUGCAGCAGCGUCCUCUCCUCAGGCGGCCCUGGGAGCUCCCGGUCUGGAUGGCGCUGUGGGGGUGGGCCUUCCACCAUUGGAACAACGACCGGCGCUGGAGCGGCAUGACCGUCGGGGAGGACAUCAUGUUCCGGUUCUACCGGAAGCACGUCUGGAACGACCAGCUCCUGCGCGACUGGUCCGGGGAGCGGAGGCAGUCGUACCUGGACAGGGUCAUGGACGAGGUGGAGGCGCAGUCCGGGGUCGGGAAGAAGGGAGCGAACCGCUGGACGUGA
Molecule: messenger RNA, 432 nt
Organism: Pedinophyceae sp. YPF-701
Lineage: Eukaryota; Viridiplantae; Chlorophyta; Pedinophyceae
Source: the annotation of a GenBank genome assembly